CGCCAGUGGCCAUCUUGUAGGCGGGGACGCGCCGAGGUGAGUUCCAGGGCGCGUCUUCGCUGUCUUCUCCAAGCUGUAGUUCUACGUCCCGACCUCCCUGUCAUACCACACUCUUCAGCGACCACGCAGGCACUUUCCCGGUCCCCAGGUGAGCUCCAGGUGGCUCCGACGCGCGUGUAUGAGGGGGGUGGCAUGGCAUGGCAUGGUUUGCAGGCGCCAGAGCCAGACCCCGAGGGACCGUGUCCCUGGAAGGUGGGCGGGCCGGCCGGCGCCACUGGACGCCGAUGUCGUUUGCGAGCCCCCUAGUCCCCUGGUCCAGGCGCAGCUGUGGCGGCGUGCGGGGUGCAGCAGGCAGGAGUGCAUAUCGCAAGUAUACCAUAAUUGAAGAAAAAUGAUGGAAGAGAGUGGAAUAGAGACAACACCACCUGGGACUCCUCCACCAAAUCCUGCAGGGCUGGCUGCUACUGCUAUGUCUUCUACCCCUGUUCCAUUAGCGGCAACCAGUUCUUUUUCUUCUCCAAACGUAUCCUCCAUGGAGUCCUUCCCACCACUCGCAUACUCUACUCCUCAGUCGCCCCUUCCUCCUGUGAGGCCUUCAGCGCCAUUACCUUUUGUGCCUCCUCCUGCAGUUCCUUCUGUCCCACAACUUGUUACUUCUAUGCCACCUCCUGUUUCUCCAUCAACUGCUGCUACCUUUGGUAAUCCUCCUGUAUCUCACUUCCCACCUUCAACUUCUGCCCCAAACACUCUCUUACCUGCACCCCCUUCGGGUCCUCCUAUAUCAGGAUUUUCUGUUGGUUCAACUUAUGACAUUACAAGGGGACAUGCAGGGAGAGCUCCCCAGACACCCCUGAUGCCAUCAUUUUCUGCACCUUCAGGAACAGGUCUUUUGCCAACUCCUAUUACUCAGCAAGCCAGUUUGACAUCUCUGGCACAGGGAACUGGAACCACAUCAGCCAUUACUUUCCCAGAGGAGCAAGAAGACCCUAGAAUUAAUAGAGGUCAGGAUGAAGCAUCUGCUGGUGGAAUCUGGGGUUUUAUUAAGGGUGUGGCUGGGAAUCCUAUGGUGAAGUCUGUGCUUGAUAAGACAAAACAUUCAGUAGAAAGCAUGAUUACAACGCUGGACCCUGGCAUGGCUCCCUAUAUCAAAUCUGGAGGUGAAUUGGAUAUUGUAGUGACCUCAAAUAAAGAAGUAAAAGUUGCUGCUGUCCGAGAUGCCUUCCAGGAGGUCUUUGGCUUAGCUGUGGUUGUAGGGGAAGCUGGACAGUCCAAUAUUGCCCCACAACCAGUGGGCUAUGCAGCUGGAUUAAAAGGUGCUCAGGAACGGAUAGAUAGCUUGCGUCGAACCGGGGUGAUCCAUGAAAAACAGACAGCUGUGUCAGUAGAAAACUUCAUUGCAGAAUUGCUGCCUGACAAAUGGUUUGACAUUGGUUGUUUGGUGGUUGAAGAUCCUGUCCAUGGCAUUCAUCUAGAAACAUUUACACAAGCCACACCAGUGCCUUUGGAAUUUGUACAGCAGGCUCAAAGUCUAACUCCCCAGGACUACAAUCUGAGGUGGUCAGGCCUUUUGGUGACAGUGGGUGAAGUCCUGGAAAAGAGUUUACUGAAUGUCAGCCGGACUGAUUGGCACAUGACAUUUACUGGGAUGUCUCGUCGGCAGAUGAUCUACAGUGCAGCCAGAGCAAUAGCAGGCAUGUAUAAACAGCGCCUGCCACCCAGGACAGUGUGAGAGGAGACUUACCUAGGAGACUGAGACUUUCCUCCACUUUUAGCUUGAUGUUAAAGAAGUGGUUGUACCUUCCUAAAUCAAAUAGUCUAAAUGAAUCCAGUAGUUUUUAUCAUUUUCCUGUAGGCUGCAAUUUUUCUUUUUCUAGAAAGGCAUUGUGUCAUUCCAGGAGACAAAAAGAAACAAAUCCUUUUUAUAGUCAUACCAUUUCACCUAUCAUAGUACUCAAAAAAGAAAAUAUACAAAUCUAUUUAUAGCACAAUUUAAUAUACCAGAUUUAUAAGGUGGAAAUUCAUGUGCAGAGACAUUUAACUUAAUGCCAUGUACUUGAUUAUUUUGUUCUUUAAAGAAGACAUUAUUAAAGAACAUGUUCGUUGAAUGUUUAUAAAAGCAUGAUUUGCUUUGGCUUCAUCUCUUUUCUGUCAGUCUUUGACUACUUUUGUACGUGCACACAAUCUCAGGGCUGGUGCUGAGCAGCCUGCUCAACAGUCAGUAUAAGACACCUACUUGUCGGGAGAUGUUCCACAUUUCUGUGCAUGUUUUCAGUAAUAUGGGCCAAAAUAAUGGAAUUGAUCAUUUUCUUUUUUGGCCAUCACGUACACAUAUAAUCUGGAAAAUCAUACCUUUUUCAAUUUUAAGCAUAACUUUUGGCAUUUCCCAGAUUUAUACUAUGAACAUUGGGGUAAUACAUUUUAUUUUUUCAUUGCUAUAUGACAGCUAAGGGGCACAUGAUUCAAGUAUAUUUUAAAUCAGAAGUAUUCAAGUUAUUUUUGUAUAAUACUGUUCAGUACUUCCAAGAAUAAGCUCUGACAACAGCCAUUGUUUCUGCUUCCACUCAUAUUCUCUACACAUUGUAAUAGAGAAAUUUUUGAGAGGUGGUGACUUUAUUGCUUGUGGGAUAUAGUAUGUCUCUUCAAUUAAGGUUACUUAUUUGGUUUGCCUUAAGCAUUACUUUUUUAACUUUGCGCCAUUUGUUCUUUACUUUUUAUGGAUGUUUUCAAAGAAACUAUUUUAUAUUCAAUCUAGUUUAUUUAGUCUAUUGUAUUUCUAUUUAGUGGAAGCCUUUUCCCCUCAAAUAAUAUAUUUUAUCAUUUUUGGACUUAGAUAAAUCAUAAUUAAAUAAAUUUUUUUCUUAAUACUGUUGAACUUUGUAUAUACAAGUUCAAAUAACUUUUUCGAAGAUAGUUUCUUAUAAAAAUGUAAUUUAAUUUUUUUACUCUUCUAUACAGUUCUUUAGAUGUAAAAGAGUUAGCACAAUCUCUGGCAGUUUUAUAAAAGCUGUUGAAGCUCUUGUCCUGCACUGUCUUUAGGUAUCAUAGGUAUCAGGUUUGCUUUGUGUUAAUGCCACUUCAAGUCAUUAUUUGGUUUCUGCUCUUUUUUUACCUGAGGAUAAGAAGAAUGAAUAUUAAAUUUGAAUAUUAAAUAUAUGUUACUUUCCAAGCACUGUAUAAUGACUGUUCAGUGAAUAUCAGACUUCCGUGUCAUUAAAAGUCAUGAGAGACAGCACAGAGAGGUUACAGGUUGCCUUGGUGUACUUUUGUCCAGGAGUAACAGGGACAGAAUACUUUCCUUCCUUCAAGUACAAGAAGGCUUUCUCUACCAUUUGCUUCUACACUUUAUUUUAAAAGCUGUCCUUUUCUAGUAGUAUUUUAUCACGGCAAUGGCAUGAUGACAAAAACAGUCUUUCAUUACAGACUGAAGGGAAGCAUAUCCUUACUUAAAAUAGUUCUGCUACUUUCCCUAUUAUAAGGAAAUUUUUACAGAUUCUAAAAAUAUCUUAAUUUUUCUUUGAUUUUUAUUUUACCAAGUCACAAAUGUCUUUUUGAUGUUUUGAGAAUUGUUCUCAUAGAAUCAUAAAUAUUGACAUUUCAUUAGAUGAUUAUUUUCCUAGAAUCCCCAAAGAGCAGUGGCAGAGUUAUUCCGUGGCUUGGUUGAAGCUAGAAAUUUUCCUGCCCCUGGUGACCUGGUAAGCCUUCUGCUCGGAACAGUGUGAGUGGGUGAGGAAGUUGAGAGACGGUCAGAUGGAAGAGAGAAAUACAUGAACUGGUCUGGCCUCUCUGUUUCGGUUUUUGGCCCAGAGUUUUUGAAAAGCAGCAGAGCAUGACUGACUUCACAUGCUCAGCUUUCUCAGCCUUUUGUUUAUUUUGUUGUCGUUAGAUUUCCCUGUUGUAAAAGGGGCAAGAAAAGUAACUCAUCGUCUCUAACACACCAUGGCAGCUUAGCCAGGUAGUCUUAGUGGUGGUGUUUAGGCAUAAGAUAUGCUGAUCAUCAGUCUCAGACCACAGUUUCCUUCACUAAUCAUCCAGCUUGAGUGUUCUGUUCUCUUCCUGCCCAUUUCCUUGAACCUCCUGCUCUAGCCUUGGCGGAGGGAGAGUACUAUUUGCUUUUGUUCUCCCUCUGUCUUAGGAAAAGCCAUCUUUAAUACAGUUCUUCACCACUGCUGGGGUUGUUUUGUGAUUUUUUUUUUCUUCCGAAGAACUCCUGGUUGUUAUUGAAUUUUGUAUUUUAAUCCAAAUUAUUGAAUUUUAUAAGCUUGUACACAUAAUAUUUAAUUAGUGUGACAGGAAACAAAGAAUGCAGGAAAAAAAUUUAAUAUCAAUCUCAGUUGACAAGGUGUUCAGAUUAUUCAAUUCGGGAUCCUCCUUUUGUUAGGUUUUUGAGACAGCCCUAGACCUAAACUGUGUCACAGACUUCUGGCAGUGCUAGUAAUUUCCUCUUAACGAUUCUGUUGUUAUUACUUUCUCAUUCUUUGUUCCUCUUUCUUCUGAAGAUUCAUGAAGUUGAAAAUUGAGGUGGAUAAAUACAGACAAAAAGAUAGUGUGAUAGUAUAAGUAUCUAAGAGUGCAGAUGAAAGUGUGUUAUAUACAUCCAUUCAAAAUUAUGCAAGUUAGUCAUUACUCAGGGUUAACUAAAUUACUUUAAUAUGCUGUUGAAUCUACUCUGUUCCUUGGCUAGAAAAAAUUAUAAACAGGACUUUGUAGUUUGGGAAGCCAAAUUGAUAAUAUUCUGUGUUCUAAAAGUUGGGCUAUACAUAAAUUAUUAAGAAAUAUGGAUUUUUAUUCCCAGGAUAUGGUGUUCAUUUUAUGAUAUUAUGCAGGAUGAUGUAUUGGGUAAAAUCAGUUUUGUAAGUAUGUAAAUAUGUCAUAAAUAAACAAUGCUUUGACUUA
This is a messenger RNA of Pongo pygmaeus (Bornean orangutan), 4893 nucleotides long. RefSeq names its product proline rich coiled-coil 1 (gene PRRC1). Gene Ontology annotation, molecular function: protein kinase A regulatory subunit binding. Bases 392 to 1729 code for a protein of 445 amino acids. Lineage: Eukaryota; Metazoa; Chordata; Mammalia; Primates; Hominidae. Gene Ontology annotation, cellular component: cytoplasm. Gene Ontology annotation, biological process: activation of protein kinase A activity. The record is from RefSeq and is a predicted model, not a curated record. The transcript is spliced from 9 exons.